Lactuca saligna is the source of this 582-nucleotide messenger RNA. The record is from the annotation of a GenBank genome assembly. NCBI's taxonomy places the organism in Eukaryota, Viridiplantae, Streptophyta, Magnoliopsida, Asterales, Asteraceae.
AUGCCUCGCGACGACAAUUGUUUGGAUGUUUCCAAUCAUUUUCUCAGUGUUGUAAGCCAUUAUAGGGGCUGGUGUUAUGCAUUUUCUUUACUCAUUGACUCGUACGCAUUCUACAACCAGGGAGCUGAACUCAUGGAGUUGGUGAUUGGGGUCUACGACUCCUCACACUCCAAACGCCGGUCAGAUUUGGGAUUAGAAGUCGGAGGUUCAUGGUCAGAUUGGAAGUAUCGAAAAUUAGGAAAUGAAAAUGGAAGAGGCACCAGGUUUGAAUAUCAUUCUCUUCUUCUCAAUAUUAUAGAAUUUGAAGCAGAGAAAAAGGGAUUGAUAACAAAACUACAGGUUGAAGAGAAGAUCUGCUUGGUACCUGACAGGUGUAUGUAUAUCAAGUCAAGUUGUAGAACUUUAUUUGGCCAUGUGUGUGCAGGAUUUGGAGUGGAAUUGAGUUCAUGGUUCAAUUCAUGUGAGUCGGCUGCAAGGAAAAUUUCUUUUUUCUUCACAGAGACAUUUUCAGGUCUUGUUGAUGCGCAUAAUCUCAAGCAAAGUAGCUCAGAUGUUGGGAAGGUGGGCAACAAGUUCUUGUAG